Molecule: messenger RNA, 3807 nt
Organism: Pygocentrus nattereri (red-bellied piranha)
Lineage: Eukaryota; Metazoa; Chordata; Actinopteri; Characiformes; Serrasalmidae
Gene: nlrx1
Product: NLR family member X1
Exons: 9
Coding region: 483-3551 (1022 amino acids)
Biological process (GO): negative regulation of canonical NF-kappaB signal transduction
Cellular component (GO): mitochondrion
Molecular function (GO): protein binding
Source: RefSeq, a predicted model, not a curated record
AGGGUACCGGGGUAGCUCUCUCUGGUUGCCCCGAUAACGUUUUAAAACUACUCAUGGGUCACACUGCACUCGCACAUCGUUAAAAUGAACAGGAGCAACCUAAAAUCCCUCUGCCAGUUUGCUGGGUAGGGCUACACCCGCCUCCGAGCUGGGACUCACUUCAUUAGAAACACAGGUGUCAUUAAAAGUUUCUGUUGGCUUCUGGUGGUUUGCAGGAGUUACUGCAGGUGUACUGAGUCUUCCUGAUUGGUUGUGUCUCUAAUGGUCUUUUUUUCCAGCAGAAAGGUGCACCCUUGGAGGUUUAGUUACUGAUUGUAGCCCAUCUGUUUCAAAUACCCUCAAACCUCAGUAACAAAACUACUACAGGACCACUACUGAGCAGAUGUUACUGGGAUAAUGGACUGUUCUUGCCAUGGUGGUGGCAUGGUAGUAGAUGUUGUGCUGGUACAGGUUGAGAAUAAUCAACCACCAGAAAAAUACCCAUGUGUGGUCCUGCGUCCAGAAACAAACCAUCAAUGAAGGGUGGAGUCUUGAAGAGCAACACAAUGUGGCGAUUUGGAAGGAAGACUGGAACAGGAGUGAUAAGGAGGAGAUCCUGUGGAGCACAAAAAGAUGUGUACCACAAACUUCGCCCAGCCGUUGCGCAGAAAAAGGUUCAUUUCAGCCUUCCACCGGGUGACUUCAGUGGUGUCAGAAAGACAGGACCCUUCUUAUUUCCUGACAGGUGGAUAAGCAAUCAUGGAAGUGCACAGAGUUCAUCAUCCGCUUGUUUCAAUAUGAGGUUGUUUUGUUCUGGUACAUCUAACAAAGAUCCCAUAGAGAUCCACAAGCACAGGUUAAUGUUGUGGUUCAGUCACUUGCCCCAGGAAGAGAAGCAAUUUGGGGGUUACUUUUCUCCUGAGACCAUGCAUGUAGACCCACUCAUUCUGGAGAAGAACCCAGAGGAGGGAAGAGGCCUUUCAAUUAGUCCCUUUAAGGAAAAUAUAUCAAAGAGCAAUUCUCUUGCAAUUGAACAAAUCUUUGACUCAAGUCAGAAUGGAAAUCAGGGUCGAGGACUCAAUGUGCUGCUCUAUGGGGCCGUUGGUACCGGGAAGAGUACAGUUGUCCGCAAGCUUGUUUUGGACUGGUGUGCUGGGUCAACACUGUCCCAGUUCAAGUUGAUGGUGCCCUUCUCUUGUGAAGAUCUCUGUCAUUUGUCCAAGCCUACCUCACUCAGAGACCUUGUGGGUAGAAAGUACAUGCACCUUCGCAAGACACCAUUUCUCAGUGGAGACAGUGAUCAGGCUAGGGAGGUCUUGUUCAUCUUCAACGGCAUGGAGAAGAUGAAGUUAGACUUUAGGAUUGGCUCCAGUGAACUGUGUAGUGAUCCUAAUGAAGCUCUUUCAUCAGGAGCUGUUGUUGUGAACCUGCUGAGGAAGUACCUUCUACCAGAGGCUAGCAUUUUGGUGACCACCAGGCUGUCUGCUGUAGAUCGUAUCCCUAAGAAGUAUGUGAGCCGAUAUGCUCAAAUCUGUGGUUUCAACGAUCCUGACCGUCAGAGAGCUUACUUCACAAGCAGACUGUUACUACAGAGUGGAGAGAAGCCAGGCAAGGAUGCAGAAUCUUUAAUAGAGAUGCUGUACCUCAAUUUGCAGCGGGAGAGUCAGUUAGCAGCUGCCUGCUUUUUACCCUCAUACUGCUGGCUCACCUGUGCGACCCUUCACUUCCUGCACUUUACUGAUGCCAAGGCACCUAUUCGCACUCUUACUGGUAUCUACACAAGCUUCCUGAGGCUCAACUUUGGAGGAGAGGUGCUGGCCUCAGGAGACAUGUCUUCGCAGGAGUAUCAGACCUCAUUAAUGCUUUACGUGGUCCGCACCGUUGGAAAACUGGCUUUUGACGGAGUGACCAAUAAGCGUACAUACUUUACUGAGAAGGACCUAGAACAGUGGAUAGGCGGAAAGACCAAAACCGAUGAAGAGCUUCAGCAGCUGGCAGUAUUCCGCACAGACGUGUUGGAUUUCUUCCUUGUGCCUUGUGUUGAGCAUAGUCGAAAGGUUACAGAGUCAGGUGAGAAACGUUAUGUCUUUGCUAUACCUGCCAUGCAGGAGUAUCUGGCUGCCCUGUAUGUCGUUCUUGGUGAGAACAAGAAUGCUCUGGAGAAGGUGACUAAGCAGGUGUCAGAGGUCGUUGGACAAGCUAGCGAGGACAUCACAAGCAUUAUGAGCAUUCUAUCUAAGCUCAUACCUUUGAGGAUCUUUGCUAUUUUCAACUUAUUGAAAUUGUUUCCGAAACUUUCUGAGCGGGUCAGUAACCUUAGCAAGGGUCGCAUCGCCAGCACCAUGGCUGCGGAAAUGUUCCGCUCAGAAGACAGUUUCAACGAAGACGUUCUAGAUCAGGUGGAGCAAAAUCUGCUGGGAGUACAAGGCCCGCAGCCUGAGCAAGAAGCUGACACAAGGUCCUUUGAGUUGUACCCAAUCUUCAUGGGAGGGCUCCUUCAUUAUGGCAACAGAAGGCUGCUGGACCAACUUGGCUGUGACAUCAAGAGCACCACUGUGGUCCAGAUCACCCGAUCGCUGAAGAAGCAGCUGGUCAGGGAGAGCCACAAGCAGCUGCCUCCUGCAGAACUGAUGGAUCUGCUGGUUCUGCUUUACGAGUUCCAGAACCCUCGGCUCACAGCUGAAGUGCUGCAGUCUGUCAAAGUCAUCAACUUGUCCACUGUGCGUAUGACCCCUCUCAAGUGCUUUGUGCUGAGUUCGUUGCUGGACUGCACACCUUCCAGCUUCCUGCUGGAUGAGCUCAACCUCUCCUCUUGCCAUAUCACUCCGGAAUUGCUGCACAUGCUGUGGCCCACCUUCCAUAACACACAUUGCCUCAACCUGCAGUUUAACAGCCUGGAUCCCGAAUCCUGCAUAUUGCUGCGAGAUCUGCUACUUGAAUCCAACUGUACAGUUAAAACAUUACAGUUGUGUGAUAACUCCUUGUUGGACAGAGGAGCUACCCAUCUGCUGGAUGCUCUGCCUGGUAACCAGUCUUUGCAGAAGCUAUCUUUGAUGCACUCUGGCCUUGGGGAUAGAGCUGCCCUCGAGUUAGCUGCAAGGCUGGGCCAGCAUACUGGACUACAGGAGCUGAACGUGGCUUACAACAACAUUGGCGAUAAUGCAGCAAUUGCACUGGUCGACGCCUGCCGAGAGCACCCCAGUAUUCACACGGUUCAUCUGUAUCUAAACCAGCUGACUGAUGUGGGGAAGCAGUCACUGCAUGUCCGUGGGGUUCCUCAGGAGAAAGGUGGGAGACGGGUGAAGGUGCUGGCUUCAGUGACCGAGGGCUCUGAUAUCUCAGAGGACUGGCAUCCCAUCCUGAGUGUGAUCACAAAGAACUCGCUCUCCUGGGAGAGGGAACGUGUACGGGAACAGCUGCUGGUCUUUCUGAAGGAUCUGGAGUGGGGCCGCAAGCAGCACCUGAGCUUUUGGAAGAAGCUGCACUUCCGCAGAGUGGAGAGUGUAGUGAGGCAGACCCUGCGCAUGCUGGACAAAGGCAGUGCCACAGGCACCAAACCUGCUUCCAAGUGACAAGGGACUGCUUUACUGUACAGAGGUGCUUUUAAGGGAAUAAUUGACAUACUGUUUGCAAAUACUGUAUAAGAGUGGUCUUCCUUUGCAUUAAUAACUUUUGUUUAUUAACAUUAGCAUGCAUUAGCAUGCGGCACGGUGGCGCGGUGGGUAGCGCUGUCGCCUCACAGCAAGGAGGGCCUGGGUUCGAUUCCCCGGCCGGGCGACUGGGGUCCUCUCUGUGUGGAGUUUGCAUGUUCUCCCCGUGUCUGUGUGG